UGUUUAAAAGAUCACAUCCAGUAAAAACAGGAAGUGAUGUUUUUUAGUGCUAUCUGCUUUUGAGAAUUUGCUAUUGCUGUCUCAAUAUACCAACACAAAACCAGCACUAUAUGUAUUUUCUGGCAACUAUUAUUGUUAUUAAUAUUAAAUUAAUUUCAUUAAUUUGAAUACUGACACGUGGGGCCGUUGCUGGUUCCUUUUGCGAAACUACAACCUGUGUUUACUGGUGUCAUGGAGCCAAACAGUGUGCUUACUCUUUGUCCAGAACUGGACAUAGCUGAACCCCACAAGAUGGCAGUAACUUUCAGAAUACCUAAGAGGAAACCAUCUUCUGACUCAAAGUGCACGCACAUGCAGUCUCCUUUGUCACGCCUUUCUAAUUCUGGAUAUGGAGGUGAUAACAGCUUAGAUAAGGCAUGUUGGAGUCAAUCCCCUAAUGAUGCCAGAAGGAAAAAAGACUCGCCACCUUUCAACAGAAGUAACAUUUUCCUCAAUAACCAGGCAGCAAAAGACAAAGCGGCAUGGGCCUGCAGGAAUUCCAAAGUUGCAUUGACGGAUGUCUUGCUGACUGAAAAAGGCCGACAUUAUUUAAGCAAACAGCAAAACACUGAUUGUAGUUCGACACACACUGACCGGUCUGACUCUCAAUCACCCCCACCCUCCUCUUCAUGUGAGAUAUCAGAGCAAAGCAUUGCACCGACUGCAGCUCGUCAAACCUCUCCUUCAAAAAGGGGACGGCCCAGGAGAGCCUCCGAUUCCUUGGUACUUCAGAGGAAUGAGAAUUUGAGAACAAGAUCAGAUUAUUUUCCUCUGAGGAGAUCCAACGUGGAAUCCAAAGAUUCUCCAGCAACAAGCAAGAGAAAGAGUGAGAAAUCCAGUGAAAGUAAAAGGGCAAAUGAGAAAUGCAGUGAGACUUCUCUUGGAUCCAGCGAACUUAAAGAUCCUUCCUCGGAGUGCCACAAGAGGAGAAGAUCAGAAAAUAGCAUUCCGGAUCCCACCAUUAACAUGGAUCAAGACCGGACAGUGACUCCACACAGAGAGAGAAAGUACAGCAUUGUGGCCACAUCACCAAGCAAGAAACAGGAAACUGAAAAGGGGCUUGACGGACAUCGAACCCUGUGCAAGGAAAGUGUUCUGAAGGAGUGUGUACGAGCUAUGGGGAUUGAAAGAAAGAGGCUGUGCUUUGAGCAAGUGGCAGAAUCCCGUCUCCUCAGACAACAGAUUGAAGAGCAACCAACCCUGCAAGAAGCAAACGCUCACAGGAAGCAUACUCCCACAGGCAGCCCACAGAGUGAUGGAGAAAGAACAAUGUGUAAAGAGAAAUCUUUCAGCCUCAGGGCACAGUGUUAUAGAAUUAAGCCCAAGAAGCCCUCACCUUGUUCGAGUGAGCCUAUUGUACUCUCCAGCGAUGAAGAGGAAGGAAAUGCCUGCCCCACCAGCUCUUCCUCCCUGACUCCCACCAUCAAGUGCCUGCGGCUACAUGCCAAAAAGACCACCAACAGCAGAGAUUUGGGCACAGCCAGCGAGCCCUCUGGCAGCGAGUCACAGACUGGGAACACAAACAAGAGCAGCGAGGGUCAGAUGACACAUGUGAGGACAACCAAGGGUUUAAAGACUCCAGAUCCUGGCAGGAGAGAGAGCACAAAAGAGAGGGAUUCCUUGUUAGAAUUGAACUUCACUGCUGUACAUAUGGGAAAAAUAAAAGGGGUGGCGCACGGCUGCAUUCAAUUUAUGGCUGACAGUAUUAUAAUACCUCUGAAAGAUCCCAAAGAAGAGUGUCUCUCGUUGUCAGUGGAGACAUCCCAGUUACAGAAAUAUGGAAUAUGGAAUCAAAGCUCUGGGGAAGACCCAAGUGAAACUCACACAGUCAUCUUCCUGUGGGUCUCCGGGGCUCAGGCACAGCUGAUUCAAAAGGAGUUAUCAGCAAUCCACCCAGUGGAACAGCCCUCUAAAUACAGUGAGUUUCUCUUUGUUGAACUGUGCUCACCCCCUGACGAGCCGCAGCAGCAGUUGCUGAAGGAGCUGAUGUGUGAGACAGGCAGGAGAAGUGAGAUCCCCAGCCUGUGUGCCGCGGUGCCCUGGGAGGAGGGCCACGCUCUGCUCCAGGGUGUCUCCAGUGACUGCCCCUUCAUCUCCUCCUGGUGCCUGAGCCAGGUGCAGGACCUGGAACAGGAGGAGAGUGCCCUGACCCUGACCCCGCCCUCCACAGGCUCUCCACAGAAGGAAUGGACUCAGCCUGAACCCAGCUACACUCUCUGUCACCGGAGAACGAAAGAUACCUACUCUGUUUCAAUUGGUUUGAGACCAAGCAAGCAUUGGAAGGAACACAAGUACACAGGACCAUUGACAAAACUAAUUGUGUUCCCUCCCCCUCCUACCAAAGGAGGGAUUGCAGUCACCACUGAGGAUGUGGAGUGCCUUGACAAUGGACAGUUUCUCAAUGAUGUCAUCAUUGAUUUCUAUCUGAAGUAUUUAAUGAUUGAAAAAGUGCCAAAUAAUGUUGCUGAGCGCACACACAUCUUCAGCAGCUUCUUCUACAGGCAGCUGACCAGGAAAGACACCCCAAAAGAGGGGGCGGCAAACAUCUCAGCUCAGCACAGGAGACACCAAAGAGUGAAAACCUGGACUCGGCAUAUAGAUAUCUUUGACAAGGAUUUCAUCUUUGUACCAGUCAAUCAGGAGGCACAUUGGUACCUGGUUGUCAUUUGUUUUCCUGGGAUGGAGGAAUCAAAGUAUGAGGACAGAAACAACCAGUGCCCCAGGAAGAAUGGAGAGAGAAGCAGCUCAGAGGAAGAGGAGGGUACGGCUGCUAGAGGAAAAGCAUUAAAUGGAUUAAUGAAGGGGAGAUGUGAAAAAAGUAGCAGCAGUAACCAAGAGAAAGCAGGUAGUACAGAAUUUCCCAAAGCUGCAUCAAGCAUGAAUAAAUUACAGGAUUUACCGGAAUGUACAGAAAAAUACUGUCGAAGAGCAAAGGUUUAUAAAAGGCCCUGUAUUCUCAUAAUGGAUUCUCUGAAAGUUUCAUCACAUGAGCGCACAGUCAAACAAUUAAGAGAGUACCUGCAGGUGGAAUGGGAUGUCAAGAUGGGGACGCCCAGGAGUUUCACAUCGGACCAGAUGAGAGGAUCAAACUGCAGAGUACCGUUGCAGGACAACAGCAGUGACUGUGGGAUCUAUCUACUGCAGUACGUGGAAAGCUUCCUGCAGAAUCCUGUAGUCCACUUUGAAUUUCCAGUUCAGCUAGAAAGGUGGUUUCCCCGACAGGAGGUAAAGAGAAAACGGGACAGGAUUAGAGACUUGAUUCUGCAGCUGUACAGACAACAGAAGAGCAGCAGCUGAUGAACAUGGUGGCUGAACCUUUCGCAGACACUGCACAAGAUUACCAGAAAGCUACUUAUCAGAUUUCAUUUUGUGCACUGAAAUGUGUAUGUAGUGACCUACAUUUUAAAAAUGUUUUUGUUUUAAAUGUAGACCUUUUUAUUAAUGGUUAUUAUUAAAAAAAUAGAAAAAAGACUUGUACAUAUAAGUAUAAAUAUUACAAAUAAAUAUUUAGGCAAUAUA
Messenger RNA from Acipenser ruthenus (sterlet), 3558 nucleotides. RefSeq names its product sentrin-specific protease 7. NCBI's taxonomy places the organism in Eukaryota, Metazoa, Chordata, Actinopteri, Acipenseriformes, Acipenseridae. The coding region runs from base 232 to 3336 and encodes 1034 amino acids. Gene Ontology annotation, cellular component: nucleus; cytoplasm. Gene Ontology annotation, biological process: protein desumoylation. Gene Ontology annotation, molecular function: SUMO-specific endopeptidase activity. The transcript is spliced from 23 exons. The record is from RefSeq and is a predicted model, not a curated record.